Messenger RNA from Pocillopora meandrina, 8326 nucleotides. The record is from the annotation of a GenBank genome assembly. NCBI's taxonomy places the organism in Eukaryota, Metazoa, Cnidaria, Anthozoa, Scleractinia, Pocilloporidae.
AUGUUCAUCACAGCUUCUCCUGUUCACCCCGUCAUUAAAAACAAAGAAAAGGAAAUAUUUCACAACUCUUCCAUAAAAUGGAAUUCUCCCGAUGCCAAGGGGUGCCCAGUGAGUAUGUUUUCAGUGUACUACAAAGCUAUCAAAUCACGAAAUGAAGAAAGCGCUUGGCAUCGUAUCAAUACAUCGUCGGAUACAAAUGAGCUGAGCUGCAGUAGUCUACCACUUGAAUGUGGCACAGAUUAUGAAUUCAAAGUGUCUGCAUGGAAUGACGUGGGAGCAAGUAACUUCUCAGAGUCCUGGCGAGUGAAAUCCAUCACAGGUAUCGCAGUAGUAUUUCUCUAUCUACAUUUUUCCUAAAAUAAUUUAGAAAUUGUUGGCAAAGUUGGAAAUCCUUCUGUGAUAGAGGGCCAGACUACUAACAUCUUGACUUCGCGGUCGGGACUUUGAGCGCGAUGCUCGACAAGUUCGCACGAAAUUUGCGAAAAGUAUUUGACGAGUCUCUUAGCCAGGAAGAAACACCGCGUCAUACCAACCACGUUUUUUCCACAAUUAUUUGACACUUAUUGCAUUGUAUAAAUUAAAAAACAAAAGAAAAGCAAAACAGAAGGCAAUUACACAAGCAUGGCCUCGCACAAGUGGAAAGCACGAGUGAUCGUGAAAAACUUUCUAGGAGUCGAUUAUCAGCUGAAACUAUAACUCCACUGUUGGUUAUCAGAUUCCACGAGCCUCAAUACAUAAGGGGAUGGUAUGGAGAACUCUGCGUUCUACCUAUUUAUUCUCUUCCUUAAGAUUACUUCUCAUGAUCAUCAUUACGUUUCCUGACCCAUCCCUUGUAACUCACAACUGGAGAUUUACCUGCUCCCUUUCUUUGCUUGUUUUAUUUUUGUUUUGUUUGUUUGUUUGUUUUCCUAUAUUCCUUUCAAUGUUGUUUUCCUAAGGGUACCCAGCCAUUGUCAACAGAACUAACCAAGUGAAAGGAAGUGUUGUAGUUGUCCGUUGGAAGCCGUGUACUGCUUCUUUAUUCACUAUAUAUCACAGAGAAAUGCUUUCAGAGGGCAAAAGUCAUUGGAAAGCAGUAAACGUGUCGAGGAAUGAAACAAGUUAUGAUCUUCAUCUUGGAUGCCAAAACGAGCAUGAAAUAGCUGUAACAGCCUGGAACUCUUCAGCAGAGACUCCACUUACAGCAAUUUUAAAGCACGGCCGAUUUUGGAGAGUGAGAACGUUUGGAGGUGAGAACACUGAAUAAUUUUCAGUAAAAAAUUUCGCAAAAAUGAAAAGGUUUUCAAUGAAAUAUCAAAUCAACUAGUAUUUCAACAGUUCAUUGGCUUCGUUUGAUUUCCUAGCUUUGUCUUCGAAGGCUGCAUGUAAUGGGAUACACGUUAUUUAGAUGUUAACUGUACACAACAAGAGUAGACAGUUUUGCUUCUUAACACGUUGUACAUGGUUUGGCGAAGCAUUUGGAAUUCGAGACCGCAAGAAACGUUUAGGCGGUUCCCUUAACUAAAGAGAACUUAUCUUUCAGUCUUAACACAACGGUCAUUCGUAAGGCCGAACGCCGACUUGUGAUUGCUAUUCAGUUCAUACAUGAUUCUUUUGAGUACGCGUUGAUAACCUAACAUACAUACAUACAUACAUAACCUUUAUUUAAGUGUCUAAUCGUUCUAGUGCCUAUUGGCACUAAUUGGGGACACCUUUAAGACUAAAAAAAAUCUAAUUAAAAACUAUGAAUCUUAAAAGCAGGAAAAUAACAUUAUUCAGACUGAGUACUCUUCUACACUUUAAAACUAAGUUACAAUUUUACUCUAUAACACUUUGUAGCAGGGUGCUGAAUUCACAAUGUAAUAUAUGAGCCCGUACACUAAAAAUGAAGAUGUAUAAAUAUGCGUACGUCAAGUUAACCUAAGCAUAAGCGACAUUCACUCCCACAUCCUUCGAGAAAUUAUGUUACAUCCUUCUUACGUAUAGUUGUCCUAAAAGUUACCAAAGUUCCAAUAUUUCUCUCUUCCUUGCUUAAUUUUGACCACAAUUGUGGUCCAAGAAAUCUAAGAGAAUGUUUCCAUAAGUAACACUUUUAAACCGAAGUAAGACAAAAUCUGCAUUUCUUAGGUUGUAUCCCUUAUUAUUAGUAUUCUCAUCGUUGAUAUUAAAAAUGUUCGCAAUUUCGUUCGUUGUUAAUUUGUUUUUAACUUUAAACAUCAAAAUUAGUAUAUCCUGCAACCUCCUAUUUUGCAAAGUAGUUAAUUUAGCUCUUUUUAGUAAGGCGUCAUAACUCUCGGCAGUAGUAUUAUACACUAAUCUUAAGGCUCUUUCUUGUAGACGCUCCAAUUUACGAUUAUCAGAUGCCGUGCAAAAAUGCCACACUAGGUGGCAAUAAGUAAGGUGUGGCAUGAUAGCUGAUUUGUACAAAAGUAACUUGGCAUUUACUGGGAUAAGAUUUUUAAGCCUUCUUAAAACUCCGAUCAUACCGGCAACUUUCUUACACACACUACGUAAAUGAUCUUUAAAGUUUAGGUUUUCGUCUAGGGUUACACCUAGGAUCUUGAUGGAUUGUGACUGUUCAACUUUUUCGCCACUUAUAUCCAGAUCAGCGUUCCUUUCACCUUUUGGAUUUCCCAAAACCAUAGCUUGGUAUUUAUCGCAAUUGACCUUUAAAAGAUUAUCUUGAUACCAUUUAGUCAUCUUCUCUCCAUUGUCAAACCAGUAUCUUCUCCACUCUUUUCAUUGUUUCAUGUGCUAGAAAGACCUGAUUGUCAUCCGCAUACAUCGAGACAUUGGAAUCUGAUAUUAUGUCAGGCAAAACCUUUAAUUGUCGUUAUUGCUUCAGAUAAACCGUUUCCUCCGAUUAUAAAAAGUAAAGAAGUUCAGAUGUCUGGAUGUGAUGUGAACCUCAAGUGGAGUUCUCCACAAGACAACGGCUGUCCGCUGACCAUGUAUACAGUAUAUUAUAGAGAGGUGCAAUCUUUGGGUGAAGAUGAGUACUGGCAUCACAUUAAUGUUACCAUGGACUCUACUUCAACGAGUCUCACGUCGCUCAAGUGUAACUCUGAGUACACUUUUAAAGUGACUGCUUGGAAUGAACUGGGAGAAAGUAAUACCUCAAAAGAAUGGCGUAUAAAAACUGCUCAGAUCACUGACAUUUCUCGCGGACGAACCCUCAGCAUUGCUGUAUUUGUAGGAUGUGGGCUAUUUAUUCUCUUAACCAUUGGAAUCCUUUGCUUCAUGAUCAGACAAAGGAGAAAAAAGAGGAAAAUUCGAGGCCACAAAACAAGAAGGUUGGAAAACGUUUUAUUCUAGAAAUGUGUUAGCUAACCCAAUCCCAAACUGUAAAAUGUUGUUAAUUAUCAUUUUCCAGAGAACUUCUGCCUCCGUGAGUGAAUAUCGUUCCCUCGUAUCAUCUUAUUUAAGGAAUUCGUAGAGGCUAAAUGCGAUCGAAAUCGUUUACAUACGUUUAUUAACAUGUAUUUGAUAAUACCUCCCCCCUCCCCUAACAAACUGUAUAUCCAUUAAUGUUUCGCAUACGAGUAUGUGUGAAAUCUUGAUGAACAAAAGAGAAAAGACUCUUCAAUGUUUUAUUAGAUCGAUGUCGGACAUUGUUCUCCUGCUGUUAAAAGAGAUUCCCCCGGAACGUGUAACCAUUAUGGAAGAGCUGGGUCGAGGCGCCUUUGGUAAAGUACACAAAGCAAUCUUAAGAGAAAUGCCGAAGGUUGAAGUGUUUUUCAAGCCCAAAGAAGAAAGAGAGGAUCAUAUUAAAGAAGGAAGAGUUGUCGCCGUAAAACUCUUACAUGGUAAGGAAUCAUUGCAUGAUAUAUUCGUUAUUUCGGUUAUGCGAGCCUUUUGAAGAAUUCGAAAUCACGAUGAAAAGGUUAGUGACUCAGAACUUCACAGUUAUAGGAUCUAUUUUAUUCAAUCCUUUUAUUGGGGCACGAAAACUGGAAGAUGAUAAAAUUACCGAACGUUAUUCUGUCAAACACGUCGAGUACCGACCGUAAUCACUGAUGAAAUAUACUUUCACACGGCUAAUCACGAGAAACCAGUCUCUAAAAGUAUGACAGCUUUCUUCAGAGGUUUUCGACGCCUGUGAUCGUCGUGACCGUUCAGACCAAAUUACACAGAAUGAUCCGUCCGUCAGUGACUUAAAUUCUACUACCCUGCCGGUCAUUCGAAAAGGAAAUAUCUUGUCAAAAUCGUUGUAGGAGGUUCUACGAAAAUUGAGACGAGUGUGUGAAUCGCCAGUUGUUGUGAAAUAAUUUACAACGGUAACUCUACCGUCACUGUCAUAUCAUUCUGAUCAACGUAAUGAAAUAUUUGUGAACAUGCAUUACUCCAUCGUCAUUCAGCGAAUAUAAGCUUUAUUUAGUUAAAUCGAGGACUAAGAUUUGCUGUGUUAUCAUAUUUUGCUUUCAGAAAGAGCCGGUGAGGAAGGGCAAGAACAGUUUGUUAGAGAAAUCUCGUUUAUGCAGCGAGUUGGUACUCACAGCAAUGUGCUAAGCAUGAUUGGUUACUGGGACAGAUCAGAGCCAAUCAUGCUAAUCCUGGAAUAUGUUCCACAUGGAGAUCUUCUGCAGUGGCUGAGGAACAAAAGGCAACAGGUAAAAAAUUUUUGGCACCGUCAAAACCAGGGUGCACUGGAAAGAUCACUGAUCCAUCGCUAAGCACAAUUACCGUCCGAAAAAAGUCGGAAAGUUGAUCUAAAUGAUAACUCUUCUUGAGAUACCAAGUACAAACACUACUUGGGUUGUGAGCGGAUGCUGAUGAUACAUUUUACUGUUUUUGUCCGUUAACAGAGUUUCCAAAACGCUUUUACAAUUCGGUGCCUUGGAAUUUAGAUGGGUCUAACAAUUCAAAAUUGUUUGACAUAUUUUUUAACUGUUUUGUUCUCGAUAAGUGGAAUUGUUCCAACGUCAUCUUUCAUUAAUUUCAGGUAAAAUGUAAAAACGGCAUUGAUGGUGUUGUUUUUGAAUCUGUGGACGAUUUAUCAGACAGUAGUGCGAGUUCAAAUGGAGCUGCCUCAACUGGUAAGUCAGAGGACGAAGGCUUUCACGAUAGUGGAGAGAAACUCACGACUGUGCAGGAAUUCAAGGAAGUCUCCGAAAAACAAGACGUCCGCGUCACGUCGGAGGUUCUAAUGACUCUGGUAGAACAGCCAUUUACAGACGAUAAAAGGAAUGACACUGAAGUACUUGGCAUCAAAACUCCCCAAACUGAUUUUCCAUCUGGCCUCGAAGGAGAGAAAAACUCACAGAGCCAACAGUCCAAUGAAUUGAGUCACGUGGAUGUGACUUUGCCCACUGUAAGUGCAAACACUGCAUUGCCCUUUGUAAGUGCAAACACUGGUUUGGAAGAUUUUAACGCUGAUUUUCGGCCUAGUAGUGGAAGCGGAGACGAUUUGAACAUCAAGAAGGUAGAGGAUGAAAACGGAAAUGAAGAUAAAGGGAGAGAGGGAGUGAAAUCAUCGAUUGAUGAAGAGGGAACUAUCGGCAUUUCAUUUGAAAGUGCCCGUUCCUUGCCGCAGCCCCAGGAGAACAUGGAGCGACAACAAGAAACAAGUGAAGCUGGUGAGAAGGCAGUUGACUUCACUGUUCAAGAUGUACUUUGUUUUGCAUGGCAGAUAGCAAGAGGAAUGGUAGGUAAUUGAACUAAGUGAAAUAAAUGUUACGAUCAGACACUUUUCAGGAGUGUAGGAAUGACUGUGCUUCCCUAUUAUCCCAGCUUCGAGGAAAAAUUCUUUGAUAUAAACCGGGGCAAAAUUAAUGAAAUAGGGUAAGAAAUUUGGAUAAACGUUUGAUUCUUGAUACACAAACAAUUCUAUUCUAAACACUGGAAAUAACGUUAAAACCAGCAGCUCUCUUAUCGCAAAAUCAUCAAAAAAUUAAUUAACCAUGCCGUCGUAGCAAUCUAUUUACUUUGUUCAGCAACUUUAACCUGAUACAACCGGUUUUAUUCAGACAGCAAGAACUGAGCUACCAUAAGUUUACUGAUGUUCUCCUUUUCCGCAAUGGGAAACCAUAAAAGAAAAGAAAGGAUAGACGGCACGUGGUUUGUAAAUACUUUAUGUUUUCGGUUUCUUUUUUGAGUAGGAGUACUUAGCUAGUAAGGGAUUUGUUCACCGCGACCUGGCCGCACGUAACAUCCUUAUUGGUGAAGACAGAGCCGUAAAGAUUGCUGACUUUGGCCUGUUACGUCACACGUAUGGAGAUAUUUAUGAAGUAAAGAACACGAGGAAACUUCCAAUCAAAUGGAUGGCGCCUGAGUCACUAGACAGUGGCGUGUACACUUCUAAAAGUGACGUGUGAGUAUUUGAAGUUUAUAUAGCACUUAUAGGGGGAGGGGGGGGGGUCUCUUGACGUACAUCUUUCACGUUUUAUUCUGAGUUAAAUGUAUGUAAAUGUAAGCAGUAAUUUGCUCUCACAUGUGAAUGCAUGUUCCUUACCAGAGCAUCUUUCUCAUCGGACUUAUCAACCACAGGAAGUCAAAUUCAGGAACAUGAUAGUCUGCAUAUUCUGUUCAAGCACCCUACUAGACUAUUAAUUGACAGUAUACUUCAGUAUUAUCAACUGAGUUGAUAACGUAAAUUUACCACCGUAAAUAAUUGAAAAGCUGACGUUUGGAGUGUUAACCAUUCGACUAUCCCUCUUGACGAAGGGCUAACGCUCUCAACGUCAGCUUUUGAACUCUAAACGGUGGUCAAUUUACGUUAUCAACUCAGUAGAUAAUAAUUUAUUAUCCCGUUAUACUCUCCGGCCGACGCAGCAUUAUAGUCUUUUUAGAAACUUACCCCCUGUAUUAACUUGACGGUAUUUGUCAUCAGGCUUAGAAAAUAACAUAAACUAAUUAUUUUCGUCUCUUUUUUCGGUAGUUGGUCUUUUGGUGUACUUCUUUGGGAAUUAUGCACAAUGGGUGAGUAACAACACCUGAUGCAUCACAGAAAAAGUAUCCAACCUCUUUUGCCUCACCUAUAACGCUUGUUUUUCAGUUAUAGGUUCGUUUCAGCUGCCUAACUGAAUUUUCCUAUUUGUGCUGAACUAUUUUCACUACUACUCAAGUAAUGUUCAUUACUGCAAAGAUUGUUUUCAUAUUCACGUCUUUAUCCGCAAGUUCAAAUAUAUGACUUUCACAUAUUCUCAGUCGUUUAUGCUGGACUGUGUUACAAAUAAAUGUGAGAGAGAGGGGAGGGAAGGCAAAAACAAUGAUUCAAUCAACAACCUCCGAACCCGAGAGGCGUUGGAUUGUGAAAAAAGAGAAAUGGAAAAAAAGCUAGAAGCGACCUGGCCGCUGAGAAAUAUGUCACUCGAUAUUUUACAUCUGUAUUUUCUCAAACCUUUUAUUAACGAGGGGUCUAAGACUUAUCGAAGUUGUUAUAAAAAAAAUUUUGCUAAGAACUUUUUUUCCUUCUUCUGAUUUAACUUGCAUCCAAGGUGGCAUCCCCUACCCUGGAAUAAGCAACAGAGAGUUGUUAAGACUUCUUAAGUCAGGAUAUCGAUUGGAAAAACCAGCCAUUUGCUCUGAUGAGCUGUAAGUUUAACAAAUAAUCUUCAAUUGUUCCAUGCAAUUAACGUUAAUUCAACACCAACUAAAUCUUUUCGACUGAAGUUUUGCUUUUUGUCUAUUUGACUGAGCGAAUCUCUUUUGAAGUUAUAGGUAAGGUCUGGCUGAGAUAUGUAGUUUAUCAUCAAUGAUAACAGUAAUCUAGAUAAUUCCACUUAGAUGAAUAAUUUCAAAAAAAGGCUGACAAUUGCGACAGAGGAAUUGAGAUCAAUGCUAGAAAAUAUAAUGUACCAGUAUGAGAAACUCUACAUGGAAACAAGGGCCUCACGAAAACAUUGAUUUCAGGGAUAGUUAUUUCAGUGAAACACAUUGUAUACUUAUCAAGAAAGCUAACCAUAAAAGAAAAGAAAAAGUACCAAGUCUUUUUUUCAAGAACAUUUUGCCAUUGUAACAUCAAGAUGGCCAAAAUAUUCAACAAGAUGUGGUUUUCAAUGAAAUUAUUAAGCGUAUUUGGUGAAGACGCCUUUAAAUUGUAAUUUGUUUUAAAGCUCGAGGUGAACUUUAUCAUGUCUGCAUUCUCCUUCCUGUGCUUGGUCGUCAGUGUCUGGACCAACAGUAAACACUGAAAACCAUAGCUUCCACAUAGCGCCAAUGUCUCCAUUGACACCAGAAUACUUUAUAUCUUAUCAGAUACGAGUUGAUGUUAGACUGUUGGAGGGUAGAUUCAGAGGAGAGACCAUCAUUUGAACAGCUGAUGACAAGAAUAGAAGAAAUGAUGACGAGGGACACUCCUUACUUUGAUCUAAAUGAAGAUCAUGAAAGCGAUGCCUCCAACACUGAG